Notechis scutatus (mainland tiger snake) is the source of this 5100-nucleotide messenger RNA. It is a transcript of the gene MDC1, whose product is annotated as mediator of DNA damage checkpoint 1. Lineage: Eukaryota; Metazoa; Chordata; Lepidosauria; Squamata; Elapidae. Gene Ontology annotation, cellular component: nucleus. Gene Ontology annotation, molecular function: protein binding. The record is from RefSeq and is a predicted model, not a curated record.
CUUUUAAUUGCAAGAUGGAACAAACUCAGUUGCUGGAGUGGGAUGGAGAAGGCGACUCCCCGGAUAGGUCUGAUGGUGCAGGGGAGACCCCUAAGCCGGUGGGGCGCCUGCAUCUGCUGAGCAGCAAGUACGGCCCCGAGAAAGAUUUCUGGAUCUACCCUGGCGAGAACACCAUUGGCCGCUUGGAAAGCUGUCGUGUCUGUUUGCCUGCUAAUUCUGUUUCCAAAACGCACGCGAUGAUCGAGGUGCUCUCUGCCAAUGGGCCCCACCUUUUGUACGAUCAGGGCAGCUUGAACCGGACUCGGCGUCAGCGGAUUACUUUGAUCCCUCAGGUCCGCUACAGCCUCCAGGAUGGAGACACCUUGCUCUUUGCGGACAUGGGAUGCCAGUACUUCAUCCUGGUCCCGGAUACCGAUUGCAACUCCCCCAAUGACUCCAUGGCGGUGCCACCAACCCAGGAAAGAGUGGAGGCCAGUGCGCUAGCCAUUGAGGAAACACCUGCACCUGGCAGGAGAAUAGGUUGUGGGCAAGUUCUGGUCCAGGACUCCGACAAGGAAGAGGAAGGGGAGGAAGUGAUCUAUGGGAGAGGAAGCUACCUGCACCACGCCUCAAAAGAGGAGUCUGGUUGUUCUAACAAAAACGGCACAGGAGAAGGACAAGCGAGUUUGGCUUCCUUUGCUGUCUUCUCUCCUUCAACUACAGUGGUGCCUGAAAGCGAUGAUGAAAACGGAGACCCUUCAGUCGUUGGCCCACCCUGCCCUGCUCUGCGCCUUUCCUUUGAGAGCCAAGAUGCUGGACGGACCCCCAUAGAAAAUGGUGGUAGUGGUCCUUCCUCCAACAGAGAAGACUGUGGAGAGCCCACAACUAAAGAGGGGGGAGCUUCUGCAGAACAUGGCCUGGUGGAAGGCUUUCAUUUGGACAGCGAUACAGAUGUAGAGGAUGAAAACCAAAUGGAUUGCAUCUCUGAAGCACCUGCAAAAAGGGACAGGGGCCCAGAAGUGGACCCUGACUCUGAUCUGAAUGAGUCUUCAGUGGUGGCUCCAGCGGCCUGUUGUCCCCAAACCUCAAUGGAGCUUGGCAGCGAUACGGAUGCGGAGGAGACCAUCGAAAGCCCAGCUGUCUUCAGAUUGAAGCUCCCCUCUAAUUCUAUGGAAAAAGAAGAGGUCGACACCGAUGUGGAAGCAGAAGUGGAAAAUCCAAGUGUUGUUUGUCCAAGAAAACAUGAGCCUGUUGCAGGUGACUGCAAACGGUUGGAAGACAAUGAGGACAAUGUCCAACUUGGUGGGAGAAAGGAUGAUGAUAAUACAGAUGUGGAGGAAGAUUUGGAUAAUCCAGGAAGCGGUGUGAAUGCCCCGCUUCCAGCUGCACAUGAAGAUGUUGACACAGAUGUGGAAGACUCAUCUGCCAAGGGAGAGACUCCAGGUGGCACCAAGAACCGUGGAGUUGGUAGACACAGUAAUGGUGAAGAUGUUGACACAGAUGUGGAAGACUCAUCUGCCAAGGGAGAGACUCCAGGUGGCACCAAGAACCAUGGAGUUGGUAGACACAGUAAUGGUGAAGAUGUUGACACAGAUGUGGAAGACUCAUCUGUCAAAGGAAAAACUCCAGGUAGGAUCAAGAACCGUGGAGUUGGUGGACAUGGUGAUGGUGAAGAUGUUGACACGGAUGUGGAAGACUUAUCUGCCAAGGGAGAGACUCCAGGUAGGACCAAGAACCGUGGAGUUGAUGGACACCGUGAUACCGAGGAGGAAGCGAUUCAACCCCGGCUGGAGAAUUCAGAAGAUACUUGCCCUCAGAGGACUUAUUCUUCAAGUGGUAAGGAGAGCAGCACGGGCAAGAAAAAGGUCCCCCUCAAGAGGAUUGUGCCAGAGGGUCAUAGUGUCGGUGAGAGACACAGUGAUGUGGUUGGGUUGACAAAAAACUCUGAUGUUGAACUUGAGACGAGUUAUGAAGUUGGUGACAAAUCUCCUAGGGACUUCGACGAGAAGGAGCCCUCGACGAAUCUUGCACAACACAACCUGCCCAUAUUCUUUCUAGGUAGUGAUACAGAUGAGGAAGAGGAGGCAGGUAAUCCAGGUGUGGAAUCCAAGAGCCAGCAAGUCUCCGGCGGAGAGUCCAGCAAAGGAAGCAGAGCGAGCCGUUUGCGGGAUCCAGAUAUUGGAUCUCGGGGAAAACCUUCAUCUGUACAAGACAAGGACAGCGAUACGGAUGCUGAAGGGACAUCCAUGGAUCGUGAUAAAUCCACGGCUCAAGACAGUGAUACAGACACAGAAGACGUUGCUGCAUCUUUACUAAGAAAACCCCUAGAAAAGAAAAGCUCUCGGUUAAUCAUCCCAGUGACGUCGGAGGCGGAAGGAGAGAAGUUGGCUUCUUCUGCCGUGGGAAUUGGAGUGUCCUUCAAAUCUCGUGAAGACAAUGAAGACACAGAUGCAGAGGGAGGGCGAUCCUAUUCAGCAGACGAGAGCAGCACCGAUGAUGAGCUUGAUGUGUCCUUGCAAGCUACACAGUGUUACCUGCCAACUGAAACCACACCCCCUGGACUUGAAAAAGCUGGAGGUAUCACAGCUACAGAUGUGUCCUUGCAAGCUACACAGUCUUACCUGCCAACUGAAACCACACCCCCUGGACUUGAAAAAGCUGGAGGUAUCACAGCUACAGUAACCAGCUCACCUUUGAAAGACAACACCUCUGACCAAGAAGAUGACAUCCUGGAAGCUACCCAGCCAUACUGUGAGGCGUCUGAGCAAGUCUCAACAGAGCCCCGUGAGGCCUUGGCUGGCAAAGAGAAGGCGGACCCAGAACGGCUUAUCCAGAACCAACCCGAAGGGGACAAAUCUUUUGAGCAGGUGUCUCAGCCUGACCUCCCAGCUGCAGCCUCUCUAGGAGAAGAAACCACCUCCAGUCUUCCAGGAGACAACCCUCUGCCUCAGGUGGUGGAGUUUCCCUCUCUGCAGUCCUCCUUGCAGACACCAGAGGGCGCCCCAGAAGAGGAAGCUCAAAUCCCCCUUGUGGUCAGCAAGGGGUCCUUGACUUCACAGGAAAAGAAAAGGGUGGAGGUCCCGAGACAGAGUGAGGCAACUCCUGUGGAUGACCGGGUGGCAGAAAACUCGGAAUUAGUAAGAAAAAUAAAGAAACCUAAGAAGGUGUUGGUGCCAACCCAGGAGGAUCCAGCUUCAGCGACGCCCCCUGCCCGUGAGCUGCGGCGCCGCCUGCGAUCUUCAACCGCUUCCGCUUCACCCACCCCUGUGCCAGAAAGACGAAGCCUCCGCUCCAGCACCCCGGCUGCCCCAGAGACCAGGUGUAGGCAGCUCAGCAACACAGGUCAGCGAGGGAGGGGCGUAAAGGAGAGACCAGAAGAGCCCGGAGAAGAGGUGCCAAGGAAGAAGGCCAGGAAUGGAGACCCCACCGCUGCUCCCACCCCUCAAGGUCGAACGAGGGGCUCCCAGAAGGAACCCAGGGCUGCCAGCAAAGUUGCAGAAGUAGCAAAAGCCAUCCCUGGCAGCGCUGGGCCCAGGGAGCCCACGAAACGGGUCAGGAAGGCUCCUGCUCCCGGGCUAGAAGGGCAGGCGGAGCGUCGAAACACUCGGGCCAGCAAGCACUCCAGUAGCAGCACUUCUGUGAGCACCCCAAGCCCCAAGGAUUCUGGGAAAGGUGCCAAGCCUGGGCAGGAACCCGUCUUCACUCCGUCUUCAGGAAGGAGGUUGCGGUGUCACAGCCCAGAGAGCAAAGCAACAAGUCCAAAGGCUUCAUCGGACAGUCACACCCGGCGCGCCACUGGACCCGGCAGCCCUGCCCCCAAGGUGCUGUUUACAGGUGUGAUUGAUGAGGAAGGAGAGCGUGUAGUGGCCGAGUUGGGGGGUUCUCUGGCAGAAUCCGUCUUUGACUGCACUCACCUUGUGACGGACCGCGUACGUCGCACCGUCAAGUUUUUGUGUGCCCUGGCUCGGGGAAUCCCCAUUGUGACGCUCGAUUGGCUGGAGAAGAGUAGACGGAAUGCUUUUUUCCUGGCACCAAACAACUUUCUCGUUCGGGACCCUGAGCAGGAGAAGAAUUUGCGCUUCAGCCUCCUCACCUCACUGCAGAAAGUGCAGCAGAAGGGACCCCUGUUUCAGGGCUACAAGAUUCAUGUCACUCCUAACGUGAAGCCAGAACCGGAAUACAUGAAAGACAUCAUUAAAUGCAGCGGUGGAACCGUAUUAGCAAGAAUGCCGCGGGCCUUUAAGGAGAAAUGUGUUGUCGUGUCCUGCCCCGAGGACCUGUCGCGCUGCAAGCCAGCUCAGGAGGCCGGAGUCCCCAUCACCAACGCAGAGUUCCUCCUGACGGGUAUUCUUCAGCAGGCGGUGAACUUGGAGGCUCACCGCCUGGAUGGAAGUGGGGGUCUGUCUCCUGCUUCCAGCCCGCUUGUUCCCUCUACCAGGACCGGCAAGAAGCGGGCAGCAGCCACACGGACGGCCCCAGCUCCCGCCAGCACAGCCAAGAGACGACGCUGAUUUUCCACCCCACCCCCCAAGGGCAGCACUGCCUUAACAUUGUACAUACGGGAUUUUUUUUUUUUCUUUUUAAUAUACCUCUGCCAAUAAAAGGGGUAUGAAAAGACUUGAUGGAUUUGGAAUGGGGCCUUAGCAGUUGGAUUGAGUGCUUAACAGGAGAGAGGGAGGGGAAAAAAAUCCUUUCUCCAUCAGGUGUGGUUUAAUAUUUUUUUAGAAAUUUUGAUUUAAACCGGGGGUGGAGGGAGGAACAUCCAACCCUGGCAGCUUUCAAACCUGUAGACUUCCAACUCCUAGGAUUCUCUAGCCAGCCAUGGUGGCUGGGGAAUUCUGGGAAUUGAUGUCCACAGGUCUUAAAAUAACCAAGAUUGGACAUCCUUGAUUUAAAUGAUUUAAUUUCAGAAAUUUAAAUGUAAUGGGCUUAUGAAGAAUUUAGGCAUCAGUGCCUUCUGAUUUACAAUUAUAGCAACCAAAAGGUAGCCCUCUCUCUCUUUUUCUGUUAGGGUGACCCGAUGGAAUCAUAAUGCCAAAAUAAACAAAUGUGCCCUUAAAAAAAAUGGCCAGUUAGCUUGAAAGCUGCUAGUUUUGAAACAGCCUGUCAAAGACUGAAUUC